GCUUGAGGCGUUUGAUGUAAUAUGAAGAUAACAGUGGCACAGCGUGCUUACACAGAUAAAAUGAGACAUACUCACAUCCAACCCUUUUCACAGAAACACACCAUCAGCACAGUUCCUCUUCAACCUGCAAAACCUUAUUUUACUAAUACCUUCAACGGAUUAUGUUGUAACAGUGCAGGAAGUGAUUCAUUUUAGACAUGAAAAUGUAGUUAUACUUCAAAGUACUUUAUCACUUUUUUGUUUCAACUUUAUGUACAGCAAGUGGGUAAAACUUCUAAAGCAUUUAGCUGUAUGAAUUUGCCCCAUGUACUCUACCCACCGUGGCAGGAGAACUAUUUGUCAGCAGAAUUUCUUCUCACAGCCUACUCUUAUCAAUAAGACACAUGUGAUUACUAAGCUAAAAUGGUAUGUGAAAACAUAUGGUGUUUUGGAGCUGCUUGGUUACUGUGGAGGAUAAAUAGCUCCUGACCCCAACCAGGAUCUUUUCGUGAAAAAAGAGCGGGGUUCCCAUGCCUUAUAAAGGCAUGGGCAGGCUUAUUCCAGCGCUCAAGAAGGGGCGGUAGCGGGUUCGUGCUGCUGAGUUUUUUCCAGCAGCGGUCGCAGGCGAAUGAAGAAGUUGAGCUGAAACUGCGAACACUUCAUCCCGGCACAGCGGCAAAACUCAGUCAAGGGAGGAGGAAGCAGGUGAAAUUAAAAAAAAAAAAAAAACAAAACCGAAAUCCACUUGGUCAUGGGAAAAUCAGCUUCCAAACAAUUUGCUGAAGAAGUCUUGAAAGCACACAAUGACUACAGGAAGAAACAUGGAGUCCCUCCUUUAAAACUCUGCAAGAAGUUAAACAGAGGAGCCCAACUGUAUGCAGAAGAACUGGCUACCACGAGGGUCCUCAAGCACAGCUCCGAGUCUGCUAAUGGGAAAUGUGGAGAAAACCUAGCAUGGGCAUCCUAUGACCAAUCAGGAAAAGAUGUGGCUGACAGAUGGUACAGUGAAAUAAAAAAUUACAGCUUUCAAAACCCAGGGUUUUCUUCUGGGACAGGUCACUUCACAGCCAUGGUUUGGAAGAACACAAAAAAGAUGGGAGUUGGAAAAGCAUCUGCUAGUGAUGGCUCAACGUUUGUGGUGGCUAGAUAUGAUCCAGCGGGAAAUGUAGUAAACCCAGGCUAUUAUGAAGAAAAUGUUCUUCCUCCAAGAAAAUAACUUUUUUUUUUCUUAAGGUAGUCUUAAUGCUUAAUGACAAAUGAACCUGGAUUUGGACCUAACAGUGUUUGAAACGAAGCACGAUUCAAUGAAAUUUCCUGUUUGAUACUGCUGUUCACUUCUCAUUGUGGAGGAAGCAAUUACAUCUUGCUGAAGUCAAUCUGCACAUUAGGCCCCUGUUGCUUCUGAGGGGUCCUCAGUUUAUUUGAGGAUGAACUAUAUGCAGCAUUUCUGAAGGGUAAAAUGGGUAAGAUUUAUUUUAAUCGUUUGCAUGAGCUCUGUGUCAGCAUGUGAGUAAGCACAUGUUGAACGUCUUUUUUUUUUUUUAAAGCACAAAACUUUAUAGCUUUCUGUAAACUGAAGAUACCAGCUUGUAAUUAUAUUAUGUACUCCCAGUUGUCCAGUACUUUUUAAUAACUGUACCUUUGUUGCUCUGUCGCUACCUCCUGCUGUUGUGGGACCUCCUCGCUGCAAAUGGAACAUAUGCAAAACUUCCUGUAUGAAAGGUACAUGUGUAAAAUGUAGUGGCAUUCAGACCUGUGUGUUUUUAUUAAGAGGAUCUCACAGAACACUAAAAGGCUGCUGGCAAAACUGUGUCCAUCAAGCAAGCCAUAACUAAUGCAUGAUCUGAAAAAAACACCUAAAAUUGUUUAAAUCCUAUUUUAGGUGCUAAUAUAUAAAAUAUGUUUGAGAUGAAUGUAUUUCAAGUUCAAAGUGCAUCCUACAGUUUACAGUAUGUACCUUGUAUUAUAAUCAAAUUAUUUACUUCUGUUACAGAAAAAUAAGAUUCUACUUUUUGAUAUUUAUGCACAAAAAUGUUUCUUCGGUGGUGCACUUUGGAUUUUAUUUCUCAGUAACUUAUUUUUUUUUCUAAGGAAUACCUUUUAAAGGUGGUGUGCUAUACAGACAGUAACAUUCCCAAAUCAUCUCGUCUCCUUUAAUAAUGUAACGGUAGGGAUAUUCACAUUGUCAUAAUUAAGAGAUGUUUGCUCUUUAUUCAUAUUAUUCAAUAAUAGUAAUAUUUCACAUGCUGGAUUGAUGUCUUGAAAACAAUGAAGAUUUAAAUUCCUUAAGAACAAGCCAAGAAAAAUUUUGAGGGCACUCUUUUCUCUGAAACGUGGAUUGGGCCAUUUUGUACAGGUUCAUAUACUGUGCUUCAAUUUGGGGUUUUGUUUUCUUUGUAAACGUGUCUUUUGACUUUUGCUGAGAUUCUGUAUGCCAUAAUUUGGUUUAUGAACAGUGCCAUUACAGAAAAACUUCUUUUUGUUUACACAAUUGUAAUAAACUGCACUCUUAUGGCUUGAUUAUAUGUCACUGUGAUGCUGUUUGUUACAAUUUUUUGCUGUAACCAAGAAUUUGACACGUACCAUGAACAACUGAAAAAUAAAUAUUUUUGAAUAUGAACUCAA
This is a messenger RNA of Corvus hawaiiensis (hawaiian crow), 2604 nucleotides long. It is a transcript of the gene GLIPR2, whose product is annotated as GLI pathogenesis related 2. The record is from RefSeq and is a predicted model, not a curated record. Gene Ontology annotation, cellular component: extracellular region. The transcript has 5 exons. The coding region runs from base 731 to 1195 and encodes 154 amino acids. NCBI's taxonomy places the organism in Eukaryota, Metazoa, Chordata, Aves, Passeriformes, Corvidae.